This is a messenger RNA of Paramecium tetraurelia, 384 nucleotides long. RefSeq lists its product as uncharacterized. Lineage: Eukaryota; Ciliophora; Oligohymenophorea; Peniculida; Parameciidae. The record is from RefSeq and is a predicted model, not a curated record. The transcript has a single exon.
AUGUUUAAAUCAUACUAUAUUAAUGUAAAUUUAUUUGCUAAGCAAAUAGUUAAAUUGGGUUAGAAUGAUACUACUUUACCAAUUAUUUCAGAGAGAUUACGAAAUACUUCUAAAGUAAUAGCUCUUCUGAAACUCAUGUAUCCAAAUGAGAUACCUGAAAAAUUUGAAAUGAUAGGAGAAAAAAUUUAUGAGGUAAUUGUUACAAUUGAAUAGAAUUUUACUAUAUUUAAGAUAUUAAUUUAAUGGUGUGAAUAAAAUUAAAUUAAAAUGAAAGACUCUAAAAGAGGUAAGAAUAGUUAGUUAGACAUUAAUUUAAUUAAUUCAAUAAGAGCAUAUUCGGAAUAUAUUAACAAUGAACUUGGAAUUUACUUUAAACCAAAGUGA